This is a messenger RNA of Tuber melanosporum (Perigord truffle), 1274 nucleotides long. RefSeq lists its product as uncharacterized. Gene Ontology annotation, biological process: regulatory ncRNA-mediated heterochromatin formation. The record is from RefSeq and is a predicted model, not a curated record. Gene Ontology annotation, molecular function: siRNA binding. NCBI's taxonomy places the organism in Eukaryota, Fungi, Ascomycota, Pezizomycetes, Pezizales, Tuberaceae. The coding region runs from base 81 to 1274 and encodes 397 amino acids. Gene Ontology annotation, cellular component: nucleus. The transcript is spliced from 7 exons.
CCUACGCUCCACAAACUUCAGGACAAGAAGAAAAAAAAUCAACAGCACACCCAAAUCCAACCAGUUAAGCUAUCGAAAAAAUGUUUAGGCGCAAGAAGACGGGUAGGAACCCGGUGGAAAUCGAAUUUCCCCAUGAUCUGAAAGAGCUAGGUCUUUUCAUCAACGAGAAGGAUCAACUUCGCCAAAUUGAAAAGCCCAAUGAAGGUUUCGAUUACUUCGCACAUGGGAGACACCAUGGAUAUAUGUAUGCAGCGAAUGGUGGCCAUGGUGUGUCAAGGGAGAGGUUGAACGAGCGCCGUCGCGAGGCCGUUGACGCCUGUCUUCGCAGUAUCGUCAUCACUCGUCUCGAAGGGUUGGGACUGACUAAAUUGCUACUGCCUCUCGGAGCGAGUGCGGAAGAACCUCAUGUUCCUAUCAUGGUGUCACAAAAUCUGCAAACCUGUGACAAGGUGCUCGUGUUUUCCCCAGAUUCAAACUCUGGGGCUCUUGGUAUCUGGUGCAUGCGCAGUAUUGAGGAAGGCGCCUUGAAUGAUGGGUCCAUGAUUGAUGCGGUUAAGCGUGCUCUAGAAUCUGGGUACGGAGUGGUUAUCAUGAACGCUGGGCAACUACUUUGGGACUACACGACCAAGUCUCCGAUGGGAUUCGGCACAUGGAGGGCAACCAAGGAUAAGAAAACCCCAAUCAACGCAUUCAAGAAUACCGCGCCAUCAAACAGGGACCCUGAGGAGCAUGUGAGCUAUGUGUUUAAACACAUAUUGGACAAGGUUGUUCCGAGCCAUGCUGAGAUUGAUAUCAUGGCAUGCGGGAUGGCUGCAUAUUAUAUCGUCAUGUUUCUGAAUAAUAACUGGGACAAUUGGAAAUGCCGUGUCUUCGCUUUGGUAAUGGCAGAAUCUACUCAUUGCCUAUCCAACAUUACCAACAUUGAGCUCCAGCAAUUUCUCAUGCAGAGGGCCCGUAACUACAUUGUUCAUAGCAAGCCUCGCGAGUCCGUAAUCCUUGAUCCACGAUUUGGCUGUGCUACGUUCUCUUCAUCGGCGAAAUGGCCAAGUGCAAUUGUCCCUUCGUGCUUGGACUUGUUCAUGGGCUAUCUUAACAAAGCGCAUGCAGACCCGGAAAACUGCAACCCGGAUGUUCCAGUAAUCGUUGGGGAUGUCCCAGACCACGAUGAAUGGAUGAAUGCAAUGAAAAAUGUAGAUCAGAACACUGCGCUUCAUGUAUUGGAUUCUGACUCGUUUUCCGAGAGCACUCAGGAGGGAACGGCUGCAGAAGCUUAA